Belonocnema kinseyi is the source of this 2922-nucleotide messenger RNA. RefSeq lists its product as uncharacterized. The transcript is spliced from 7 exons. Gene Ontology annotation, molecular function: protein binding. The record is from RefSeq and is a predicted model, not a curated record. The coding region runs from base 270 to 2636 and encodes 788 amino acids. Lineage: Eukaryota; Metazoa; Arthropoda; Insecta; Hymenoptera; Cynipidae. Gene Ontology annotation, cellular component: centriole. Gene Ontology annotation, biological process: centriole replication; centrosome duplication; regulation of cytokinesis.
GAUUUAAUCGACGUCGUUCAUUGAUGUCCGUUGAUUUUUAACCGGUGCUGUCGAUUUUUUUACUUUUUCGACAUACAGUUAAAGAAAUAUCAUUCAAUUAUUGUGAAUGUGUCUUUAUUUUCAGUGAAAAGUCAUGUUCCAAAAAGACAAUGUCAAUUCUAGAGAAUUAUUUAGUUUAUCGAUAAAGAAAGCAAUAAGAGUAGGAAGGAUUUAAAGGUUAUGUGGUUCGUCAGUUCAAAAAAAGAAAGUGUGAUAUAUCUUAAUCGAACAUGGAGAAGGUUUAUACGUCCUGUAUAAAAAUUAAUGGAGUUCCAAUUCUUCCACCUCUGAUGACUCAAGAAUUACGAGAAGAAAUGCACUACUAUAAGCAAUUGGCAAGGGCAGUAGGAGAAAAAUUAAAAGAAAUUCAUUUAGCAAAAGAGGUUAAAGAGCCGAACGAAAAAAUUGUGAUGUCAAAUGUAGAUGAUUCGUUCAAUUCGGAAAUUGAAUGUGAGUCUUUAGAUGUAACACCUAACCGAGUAUUUACUACAGAUUAUCCGGCCGAGAUGGAAAACAUAGAAAUUACAGAAAAAACAGAUACAAAGGACGCAAAAGAUUCAUGCAAUAGAACUUUUAUUGGAACUUGGGGAUCUAUAUCGGAUGAAGAAAACGCAGAUCAGAAUGAAACAGAAAUAGAAAACAAUACUAGUUCUGAUACAGUUAGCUUUAGUACGGAUUUGAACCAUUAUCUAAAUGAGUCGACAGAGACAUCAAUACGUCAAGAUCAAUUAAAGAAACCACAAGUGCCUAAAAUUUUGGAUAUCAUUCCCGUGCUCGAUAAAGAUUUAAGUCCAUUUAAUGCUUGCAAAGAGGCGUCAAAAGUCAGCGAAAUAAGGGAAGAGACGCCUAAGCUGAUUAGAAGAGGUUCAUAUGUUUUGGAUUCGCCUAGUCCAAUGCUUCUGGCUCAGCUUCAGUUGAGAAAAGCAAAUACUGAGUAUGUUCCAACUCCAAUGACUAAUGUAGUUAAACGUAAAGAGUGGAACAUUUCGCAGGCGAAAGCUGAAUGGGAAAGUCAACUGAAGAAUAAUGAACUUUUUAUUUUGAACUCUUUGAGUAGUAGAAUGGGAUUCAAGUUACGGAGAAAUAGCGUCCCUAACGUUUAUAACCAGAAAAUAUAUAGUACAAUUUAUCAUUCAAGGUCUAUUCACUCAUUUGAACUUCCACAACAAGCGAAAUCUGUAGACUGCAUUCAAACGAUGCUUUCUAAUGAAACUGCAUUAUGUGACAAAAGGUGUAACGUAGCUUCCCACACGAGAAAAUGUGAUGCGUCAUAUAGGCAAAUAUCGAACGAUUCAGAAGAAACCUACCGUGAAAAAUUAGGUAGAUAUCUCAUUAGGAGGAGUCUAGAAAAUGUAGAAUCUCAGUACCUUACAAGAAACGAGAGUUUGCAAGAAAAUGAAAGUUCUUGUAGCGAGUCUUACGAUUACAAAAUACCGAAAUCAAAUAAAAUACAAUCCACCAUCAAAUCAAAUUCGAGUGUCACAUUUGAAAAGAUCGUAUGCAUUUUCAAGAAAGUGCAAGAACAGCAUAAAAAGAGAAUGUCGGCCCUCAUUGCACAGCAGUACAGAGAACAAGUACACUUAGAACAGGAUUUUAAGCGACAAGAAAAGCAUUUAAUUGCAGAAAUAAAGAAAGCAUUUCCAGGAUUAUCGAUAUCUUCGCUUGUAAAUAGUUAUUCAAAUAUUGAAAAUGAAGCACCUCGAAAUACAAGAACAGAGAAGUUGAAUUCUUCACAUUCAAAAAUUUCCAAUUCACCGUAUGCGAAAGUAUCAAAAUCACUAUCUUCAAAUAUAUCAUAUUCACCAUGUUCAAACAAAUCACUCUCACCUUGUUAUUCAAAAGCAAAUGUGAUUUCAUCGCCGAGCUCUAAAAUUUCUAACCCUAGAAGCGCGCAUUCAGCUGUUGAAAGGUGUCCACUAGAGCGAAUAUCUUUAAAUAAGUUUGUGCGAAGCGUAUCUUGCCAUCAAAUGAGUAAUCAAUGUACUCAAACUGCCUUUCCCGAAAGUCCGUCUUCAGGGUCUAGUCCUAUUUCCAGAAUGCAAAUCAUCAAAAGUCUAGAAGAUACUUUCAGUCAAGAGGAGUUUGUUGCAGAGCAACGGCAUUCCGCAGUUAGUCGCACGUUAUUUCCCUUAGAGAGCAAAAGUACUCUUGUUCCUGUUGUGGAUAAUACAUUUUAUUCGGAUAAGCAUAAUAAGGCUUCUACUACCAUAAACUCAUAUGCCAGAGGAUAUUUGGUGCGAAGGUUACUGAAGACGGAACAUGUAAAUGCGCUAAAAAAUACUUAUAAAGAAGCUAUUAAAUGUAUGCUGAAACUUCACGUAGAUGCACCGUUGAAUUUAUCAGAACUGAAAUUUCAUCAACGCUUGCAGUUACAGUGUGAUGCCGCUUCAAUGAAUAUAGUGGAUAUAUUUUCUCGAAGUCCUAUCCAGAGGAUGAAAAUUAUAGCUCACGAUCGCGAGCUAAAGAAAAUACGUACUGAAAAGCCCAACUCAGCAAUAUCAUAUUCAUUUGCAACACAGCGAACACUUGCAAGGAAGAAAUUGAAAGAAAUCCAAAAAAACAGGGCACACCUUCACUCUGUGAGAAUUCUGAUGUGAAUAGAAGCGAUAAGGAAAUUGAAGGUGACGAGGUUGGGAAUGUGAAUGAGCCCAAUGGAAAUCUGCAAGAUUCUGCUGCAGGAACGGCCUUAGGGACUUGGACGCCAUGCGCAACAAGCAAAAUAGCGUCCCCCCACCUCUAUAGUAAAGAAAAUAAAAUGUUGUAAAUUCACUCAUUUUUACUCAAUAGAGAACAAUGAAUUUUCUGAGUAAUUGUGACUAACAAUUGUUAUCAAUACAUUUUUUAUAAAUAUAUUAAAUAAAUGCACUAUUAUAAUAAGUUUUC